This is a messenger RNA of Numida meleagris (helmeted guineafowl), 4622 nucleotides long. It is a transcript of the gene IQSEC3, whose product is annotated as IQ motif and Sec7 domain 3. The coding region runs from base 119 to 2398 and encodes 759 amino acids. The transcript has 12 exons. NCBI's taxonomy places the organism in Eukaryota, Metazoa, Chordata, Aves, Galliformes, Numididae. Gene Ontology annotation, molecular function: guanyl-nucleotide exchange factor activity; protein binding. Gene Ontology annotation, biological process: regulation of ARF protein signal transduction; actin cytoskeleton organization. The record is from RefSeq and is a predicted model, not a curated record.
CCUCCACCACACGGGCUCCCCAGUGAGAGUGCAGCGCAGCAAAGGGACGGCCUCGUGUUCCCAUGCAGCUGCCUCCGAUUAUGAGCUCUCCCUUGACCUAAAGAAUAAACAGAUUGAAAUGCUAGAGCACAAAUACGGAGGUCACCUGGUAUCUCGCAGGGCAGCGUGCACCAUCCAAACUGCUUUCCGACAAUAUCAGCUCAGCAAGAACUUUGAGAAGAUCCGCAACUCACUGCUGGAGAGCCGCAUGCCACGCCGCAUCUCUCUGAGGAAAGUUCGGGUCCAGAACUCUGAGAGCUUCUCUGCUGAGAAAGCCCUAGUAGAGGGGUACAACUUUGUGGGCAUCCCGUUAGUGAGGUCCCCAUCUUUGCCAGCCACAAUCAGUGGAGCACUGACUGAGCUGGAAGACUCCUUCACGGAACAAGUUCAGUCCCUGGCCAAGUCUAUUGAUGAUGCUCUGAGCACCUGGAGCUUGAAGACCAUGUGCUCACUGCAGGAUGGGGGCUCAUACCAGAUAAGAGAGACCUUCAGUGCCAGUUCAAUGCAACCAAACCAAGACUUAGAAGCUGAGCUGCAGGACAAGGAGAAGGAGGAAGGGCUUCUGCCAGAUACCCUACCUAAGAGCAGCAGCACUCUCAUGAUGGCUUUUCGAGAUGUCACGGUCCAGAUUGACAAUAAGAAUAUCUCCGUCUCAUCGUCUACCUCGGUGUCCAUGGCAAACUGCCUGAGCAGCAAUGCCCAGGCUGGGCUCUCUCAAGCCUCCAAGUCUGAAGAAAGCCCAGGAGAAGGGGAAGGAGAAGACAGUGAACAGCCAGCUGCCCCGGAGAGCUUACCUGAGUCAGAAGCUCUCCAGAACAGCCACACUUUCACUGAAGUGAACAUUAGCAGUAAUGGCAUGGGGGACAGCAGCGAGGAGCCUGGGCAGAUGGCAGUGCAGAAGCUCCAGCUUGAUGCUAACAAUGAGACGGGGCAAAGCAAAGGCUCUGAAUCUGAGAAUGCAGACAACUCAGAGCAGCUGAGCAGCAGCAGCACCUCCACUUCAGCAAAGUCAGCUUCUGAGGUGUCCUCAAAAGAAGCACUGCAAGCCAUGAUCCUCAGCCUCCCACGGUACCAUUGUGAGAAUCCAGCUAGCUGCAAGUCCCCCACACUUUCCACAGACACCAUGAGGAAACGCCUCUACCGUAUUGGUCUGAAUCUCUUUAAUAUAAACCCAGACAAAGGGAUCCAGUUCCUGAUCUCCCGGGGCUUCAUCCCGGACACUCCUAUUGGGGUGGCACACUUCCUGCUCCAGAGGAAGGGCCUCAGCCGCCAGAUGAUUGGGGAGUUCCUGGGCAACAGCAAGAAACAGUUCAACAGGGAUGUCCUGGACUGUGUGGUAGACGAGAUGGACUUCUCAGGCAUGGAGCUGGAUGAAGCGCUGCGGAAAUUCCAGGCCCACAUCCGCGUGCAGGGGGAGGCACAGAAGGUCGAGCGGCUAAUUGAGGCCUUCAGCCAGAGGUACUGCAUGUGUAAUCCAGAUGUGGUCCAGCAGUUUCACAACCCAGACACCAUCUUCAUCUUGGCCUUUGCAAUCAUCCUCCUCAACACGGAUAUGUACAGCCCCAACAUCAAGCCUGACAGGAAGAUGAUGCUGGAGGACUUCAUUCGCAAUCUGAGAGGAGUGGAUGAUGGUGCUGACAUCCCACGGGAGCUGGUGGUGGGGAUCUAUGAGAGGAUCCAGCAGAAAGAGCUUAAAUCCAAUGAGGACCAUGUGACUUAUGUCACCAAGGUGGAGAAGUCCAUAGUUGGAAUGAAAACGGUUCUGUCUGUGCCCCAUCGCCGAUUGGUCUGCUGCAGCCGCUUGUAUGAAGUGACUGAUGUGAACAAAGUGCAGAAGCAGGCAGCUCACCAGAGGGAAGUUUUUCUCUUCAAUGACCUGCUAGUGAUCCUCAAGCUAUGCCCCAAGAAGAAAAGCUCCUCAACCUACACAUUUUGCAAGUCAGUUGGCCUGCUGGGCAUGCAGUUCCAUCUCUUUGAGAAUGAAUAUUACCCCCAUGGCAUCACACUGGUGACUCCAGUUUCGGGCUCAGAGAAGAAACAGGUACUGCACUUCUGUGCCCUGGGAGCUGAAGAAAUGCAGAAAUUUGUGGAAGAUCUGAAAGAGUCAAUAGCAGAAGUGACAGAGCUGGAACAGAUACGUAUUGAAUGGGAGCUGGAGAAACAGCAAGGGGCAAAGACUCUCUCGCUAAGGAGCAAUGGAGCCCAGCUAGAACCACAGUCCAAGCAGAGCUCACCAACAGGCAAGAAGGAUUUGGGGGAGAAGGUCUCGGACAGCACAGUGGAGGUAUUAAUCAAUGCCUCCCCAGCCAGACUGACAAUUUUACCAAUUUCCAGAGAUACAAUUAAAAGUUACUGCUAGGACGGGUAAUACAACUUUCAAAUCCAAACUAAACUUCAAAGCAUUUUCAAUCCGUUUUUAUAACUGUAACAUCCCUCAUGGACCAAGCUCCCGAACGCUGUAGACUAACCCACCCCACUGCUUAUGGGGAGACUGAGAACCCCACUAAAGACUUCCCUGACAUGCUAACUCCAUGCAGCAUCACAUGCGAAUUCCCCUGCAGCCCAGCUUUCCUGCAUAAUCUCUGCAGCUGUCUCUCCAUCCCCCCUUGAAGGGGAUUAAGCAUGGCCUUUUUAUAUCAGACACUUUUCCUAGAGCUUCACCUUCAUAGACAGGGAGCUUGGCUGUCCUUGAUAGGGAGCUUGGCUGUCCUGUAUGCUUCUGUCUUUGCAGGGAUGUCUAGCACCCAUGGGUUGCCUGUUUCUUCACAGACACCCAUGCUCCCGCUGCCUGUAAGGAAACAGAAAAAUGCUGUCUUCACACUGAAAAUCUUACUUACUAUUUUCUACAUUUUCCCUGUCUGGAAUAUCUCCAUUUUCCUGAAUUUGCCCUUUUCCAGGGCACUUCUUUCCCUUCUUGUCAUAGUAUGUUUGUUUGAGGAGUUCAGCUUCUCUGUGGGGAGUGGGUGUCACGCAUUUUCCUUGAAGAACGCCCAUUUCCCUGCAGACACCCUUUUUCUGGACAAGGUCCCUCUCCCAGCCAACUUCCAAUUUCUGUUGGGUGUUGUGUUUUCUUGUGGAGAAUGACUUCCAUGUAUUUUAAUGUCACUAGCACUUCAUGGCCCAACAGCCAGUUUUUCCAAAGGUAUGUUUCACUGCCUGAAUAAAUAUUGACACAGUCCUGCUGCAUAGUGGGCCUGAGCAACCUCCAUGCUUGGGUAGGGACAAACAGCUCAUCCUUGUUCCAGCAUGGUGGGAAGCUUGGUCACUCCACAGCUCCUCCUUCAUGGUUGCUGGCUCUGCUGUCCAACAUACAGACCAUCAGGGCACCCCCACUGCCCAAUCUGCCCAUCUGUACCCUUGCCUUGCUGGAAGUGCUGUGCCAACCUGCAAGUAGUAGUAUCCUACCCAGGAUUUAUCAUUUGACUGACAUUCAACAGCAACCUUGCUGUGCUCUGGUGACUCCAUCAGCCCAUGUCCUUGCCAGGAGGAACUAUGACUUCGGUCACCAUCCAGGAAGCACCAUUUUCCUGCUGUGCUUCCCCCUCAGGGAUCUCUAGUCCAGACCCAGCUCCCUUUUCAAGCUGGUCUCAGUGAAUUCUCUUUUUUGAGCGACUCUAUUAUCAGCAUCUCUCUGUGGGGACCCUGAUGACCUCCUCCUUCCCUCCCCCCUUCCCAUUGCCCACGUAAUACUCUGCCAGCAGAGGAGCAUUUCCAUUUCUUUGAGAUUAUCUAAUCUGCUGCCAUUUCAUCAUGAAUUUCUUUUAUCAUUGUAUGAGCUAGACGGGCAUUUUUUUCUUUCUUUUUUCUUUUUUGAAAAUCAUUUCCUUUCACUGACAAACCAUCAAAUGGAUCAGAGGGAGCUGCCUUUUGCUAGAGUAUGUCAGAUUUCUGCUUUUUUCCUUUGUAAACAGAUUAGCCAGUCAUGUGGUGUACCUUCAUACUCGGAAAGGCAGGGAGCUGGGAAAGGCUGGAGUCUCUCUAUCUCAGAUUCAGCUACCGUCAUUUUUGCAGAAAUGUACAACCUCGAUUAUCUGAAACCUUGCUACCCAGUUGUCCCUUUUGCCCCCUUGUUUUGCUGCUGGGGACAAAGGCAUGACCGCUGAGGUCUAUUCAUUACCACAAGGAUUUACGGAUGCCUCCGCUCAUUGAGUUGAAAUGCGUUCCCUGUGCUGUUUGGAUAAUCAAAGUUGCACUGCAUUUGGGAACACCAGCCCUACCGCCUUUGAUGUGGUGGAAAGGACAGGGGCACUAAGGCCUAGAUAGGAUGAUGGGGCUGUUGGGAGAGAGGGAUGCAGCCAGGGCUUGUGCCUGUUCUGUUUUUUCAAGGGGGGAGGGCUCGAUGCAUGUGAGGCUGACUGGUGGCGGGGGUUCAGGGCAGCCAGCAGCAGCAGAUGGGAAAAGUCUUGUAACAUUUAAUGCUUCUUUGACUGUUUCUAAAAUAGGUGUCAAUUCACAACAGGCUUCAAACGUACCAGCACAACUCCGCCCUGGGGCCCGAGAGUGGAAUGCAGCCCAGCAUGCGUCUUAACAUGCCACGGGAGCGGCUGGAGACAGCACUGGUGCCCUCGCACCCCGCCUCGGCG